Chenopodium quinoa (quinoa) is the source of this 1569-nucleotide messenger RNA. RefSeq lists its product as uncharacterized. The transcript is spliced from 4 exons. Bases 1 to 1569 code for a protein of 522 amino acids. The record is from RefSeq and is a predicted model, not a curated record. NCBI's taxonomy places the organism in Eukaryota, Viridiplantae, Streptophyta, Magnoliopsida, Caryophyllales, Amaranthaceae.
AUGCUCUGUUCACAAGAAAAAUCAAGAGGUAUUGUUAGAGAGCAACAAGUUAUGGAUGAGUUUAGACGAGUUCUUGAUAUGUGUACUCUUAAAGACUUAGGCCAUGAUGGGUCUUGGGUUACUUGGGAGCGUGGAAAUUCUGAAAAUUUGAUUGUCCAAGAGAGAUUAGACCGAUUUGUUGCGUGUAUAGGAGGGAAUGGAGGAUGUGGUGAGGGAGGCGUGGGGGGACUCUCGACAUCUAAUUAUGCCUCACAAACUGGAGAUGGUGGAACAAAGCUCACGGCUUGGAGUAAGGACUCUCUUGACAAUCUUGGCCCGAAAAUUGCAGAGGAAGAGGACUCUCUUAAAGCAGCUCAGAUUAGUCAUGGCGGCACUUUGAAUUUUUCCAAAUGUUCUCGACUUGAAGCCCUCCUAGAUGACCUCCAUGAGAAAAAUGAAGCGUAUUGGUACCUUCGCUCUAGAGUCUCGGAAAUUAAGGAUGGUGACCGCAACACAAGCUACUUUCACCACAAAGAUUCACAACAUAAGAGCAAAAAUUAUAUCAAGGAGCUUGAGGAUGCACAGGGAGUAUGGAGAAUGGGGGAGAAAGAGGUUGAACAGAUUAUUAUGAAUUUCUAUAGCUCACUUUUUGCAGCAGGAGAUAUUGAAGACAAUAUGAUGAAUGAGGUACUUGCUUGUGUACCAAAUCUGAUCACCGAAGGUAUGAACCUUUCUUUGUGUCGCAAUUUUUCCAAAGAUGAAAUUCAUAUAACUCUAAUCUCUCCUAGUGUGAUAAACAGGACAAAUGUUGCUCUUACUCUGAAAGUGAAAAAUCCCAUAAGCAUUACUCAAUUAUGCCCUAUUGUGUUAUGCAUUGUUCUCUACAAGUUGGCUUCUAAGUCUAUGGCUAAUAGGCUUAAACCUCUCCUCCAAAAUAUUGUGACUGAAAACCAGAGUGCCUUUGUUCCAAAGCGCUUGAUCACCGAUAAUGCCCUUAUUGCUCUUGAGCUUUUCCAUACUAUGAAGAAGCGUGCAAAAGGUAGAAGAGGUUAUGCGGCUAUGAAUUUAUACAUGAGCAAAGCUUUUGACCGGGUUGAGUGGGAUUUCCUUCGGAGGCUUCUUACAAAACUAGGCUUUGCCGGAGCUUGGGUUGAUACCAUCAUGGCCUUUGUUUCCACGGUCGAAUACUCCUUCAUCAUAAACGAUGAACCCAUGACAACUCUUACUCCUUCGAGGGGGCUUCGGCAAGGUGAUCCUAUUUCACAUUACCUCUUUAUCUUAGUUGUUGAUGUCCUAUCUAGGAUGAUACAGUUGGCUUCGGAGAAAAAACAAAUUCAUGGUGUGAAGAUUAUGGUUUCCAAACUCAAGAAGAACUCCUUCAAUAUGUCACCAGUGGACAAUAUCUUAGAGGAGACCGUUUUAUCUAGUUCUAGUUUUCAUUCUCUUUUAUGGUCUCAUGUAAAGCGGGAUGGCAAUGUCGUAGCUCACCAUCUUGCUAGAAUAGUGUUGGUUGGUCUUGAACAAUGUUGGGUAAACCAUGCUCCUAGUGCCCCGUAUGUAUUAGUUGAUUAUCUUACUAUGAUUCAAUAA